Molecule: messenger RNA, 1635 nt
Organism: Hevea brasiliensis (rubber tree)
Lineage: Eukaryota; Viridiplantae; Streptophyta; Magnoliopsida; Malpighiales; Euphorbiaceae
Product: receptor-like protein 46
Exons: 2
Coding region: 1-1635 (544 amino acids)
Molecular function (GO): protein binding
Source: RefSeq, a predicted model, not a curated record
AUGGAGUUACCAAAUGACAUUGGCAACCUCUCCAACAAAGCAUCGCUGUUGUUAAAUGACAACAAUUUGUCUAAAGAGUUGCCUUCAUCAUUUCAAAAGCUGGAACAAUUAGAACAACUUAAUUUAGAAAAUAAUUUGUUUGCUGGUGAGAUCCCAACAUGGUUGUUCGAUUUCAAAAACCUCUUAGAGUUGAAUCUUGGGGCAAACAAACUUGUUUUGAAAAAUGCGAGAAUAGCACCAAGGUGCAUGUUGGAUGUACUGUCAUUGAGAUCUUGCAAUCUUUCAGGGCAAAUUCCCAUUUGGAUUUCCAACCAGACUGAGCUUAUCUUCUUGGACUUGAGUGAUAAUAACCAUGAAGGAACUCUCCCUCAAUGGUUAGCUCAAAGAGAUCUUGUAGGUUUGUUUUUAUCAAAUAACAAGAUUUCAGGUUCUCUACCACCUCGCUUAUUUCAAUCUCUGUCUUUAAAUGCCCUUAUAUUUUCAAUUAACAACUUCUCAGGAGGAAUGCCAAAUACUAUUAGUGAAGCCACUGAAAUGAGUAUACUCUUGUUGUCAGGACCAAUUCCCACACCCAUCUCAAAUAUGCAUAAACUUAGGUCUCUGGACUUGUCAAGCAAUAGAUUUUCAAGCAAUGAGUUUCCAAUAUUUAAUCCAAAUUCAUCGAUGCUUUAUAUUGAUCUUUCCUCCAAUAAACUAUCUGGUCAGGUUCCUACGACUUUUCGUUUGGGAAUAAAAGUGCUUGUUUUAAGCCAAAAUGAGUUUUCUCGUGUCUUGCCUCAAAAUCUGUCAAAUUUUAGCCAGCUGGUAUACCUUGAUCUCCGUAGCAACAACAUUGGAGGUGAAAUAUCAAAAUUUCUUUCGCAGAUGUCUUCUCUUCAAAUUUUGAAUCUUAGAAAUAAUUCUUUCGAAGGCUCAAUUCCAAUUAAUUUGUCAUGUCUUAGUGCACUUCAAAUACUUGAUCGCUCUUGCAAUAACCUUAGCGGAAAAAUCCCACAUACUUUAGGAAAUCUUUCUGGGAUGAUCAAUCAUCAUGACGUAACAUCCAUUUUCCUAGGUGAAAUUCUUCCCGGAUCUUCCAUUUUGUGUGUAACUGGUUACAAUCGGAAAGAUGAUGAAGCUGUUAAGUUUUUAGCUGGGUUAAAAAAUUUGAAGUCAUUGAACUUAUCACAUAACAAACUCUUUGGAGGAAUACCUUUGAGUUUUGGUGGUUUGCAAAGCUUAGAGAGCUUAGAUUUAUCACAUAAUAGUCUCUUUGGUGAAAUUCCUUACACAUUGGCAUAUCCCUUUGAGCUGAGUUACUUAGACUUGAGUAACAAUAAACUGGAGGGUCGCAUUCCACCUGGACCUCAGAUGGAUACGAUAAAUGACCCAAAUUCUUAUGCCAACAAUAAUGGAUUGUGUGGAAUGCAAAUUAAAGUAUCAUGUGAGAAGGUGCCUUCUAAACCAAAGCUGAAAGAGAGAAAGACCAAGAAAAGAAAGAGCUGGAAGACAUGGUUUUCGUGGGAAAUGGCAGUGACUGGAUAUUCUUCUGGGUUUUUGUCAACAAUUUUGGUUAUGUAUGUCACUGUUUACUUCAACAUUGCACCACAGCCAGGUAGAAGACGCCUUGUCAGGCAUGGCUUUAUCGGUUUUUAG